AUGCUUUGUUCUAUGUUACCUCCCAUGAAAUCCAACUCUUCGUCUGCUUUGGCCUUUGGAAAAAUUUUGCAGCCAAGCAUGUGGGCCACCCCUCAAACAUCCAUCUCCCAAUACUUACAUCAUGUUGCAGUUUCUGCUACCUCAGGGUAUCACCUACCACCUGUGGCUAUACCUCAGAUUUCUGUAUGGCUAGGAGGAGCUGAUUCCAUGGGAGAAAGCUUUUUACCUACCAAAAUGAAGUUUGUUAUAGGAAAACAGGAACAAGAGAGUUAUGAUAAUGCACCAAAGAAAAAUGAGAGCAUAUUUGUGAAAACAGAGCAGCCUGAUGAUCUACCAAAAGAUGGUGGUUUUUCACAGUUCAGUGACAACAAUGAUGAUGAUUUGCAUAGCUCAGAAUCUAAUGUUGUGAAUGAGAAAACAGAAACUACAUUUUCAGAAGAUUCACAAAAAAUUGAAUCUAGGUUGGAAAGUAAAUCUGAUAUAAAGUCCAGUGUGAUCACCUGUUGUGGAAGUCAGUUUCCUGGUGAUAUUUUAAGACAAGAAGAUCUCUUUAAAGAAGUCAUCAGAUUCUCCAAACCAAAUUAUAUAUGUGGGAAAACAAAUUUAAAUGGGAAUGACCUAAAUAUACAUCAGAGUGGUGAUGUAUCAUACAGUUGUGGAUCAGUGGAUAAUCUAAAAGAAUAUGAGAGGAUAGAAACUGCAGGAAAACCUUAUAGUUAUGAAGUUUGUGCUAAACAUUUUAGAAUAAAUAGUGAGUUUAAAAAGCAUGAAAGGAUACACACUGGAGAGAAAUGUUACCAAUGUGAAGUUUGUGGAAAACACUUUGGAUUAAACAGCGACUUAAAAAAAGAUCAAGAAAUACAUACUGAAGAGAACCCUUACAGUUGUGCAGUAUGUGGAAAACAAUUUAGAACACAUAGUGCAUUAAAAAAUCAUGAAAUAAUACAUACUGUGGAGAAACCUUAUAUUUGUGGAGCUCAUGGGAAAAAAUUUGCAGUCAAUGGUGAAUUCAAGCUGUAUCAGAGUAUACAUACUGGGAAAAAACAUAACUGUUGUGAUGUUUGUGGAAAACAGUUUGGAAGUAACUGUAACUUAAAAGUACAUCAAACAAUACAUACAGGGGAGAAACCGUAUAUUUGUAUAGUGUGUGGAAAAACAUUUCGAAUAAAGGGUAACCUAAAAAAACAUGAGAUAAUACACACUGGAGAAAAACCAUAUAGUUGUGUAGUGUGUGGAAAAGAGUUUCGAUCAGUGAAUCAUCUAAAAAGUCAUAAGAGGAUACACAUUGCAGAGAAACCUUAUUGUUGUACAGUUUGUGAUAAAAAAUUCAGAAGAAAUAAUGAACUAAAAUAUCAUGAAAGAAUACAUACUGGGGAGAAACCUUAUAGUUGUACAGUUUGUGAAAAACAAUUUGCAACAAAUAAUGAAUUAAAAUUUCACCAGAGUAUACAUACUGGGGAGAAACAUAACCAUUGUGACGUUUGUGGAAAACAAUUUAGAAGUAACUGUAAUUUAAAAGUACAUCAAAGAAUACAUACAGGGGAGAAACCAUAUAGUUGUACAGUGUGCAGAAAAGUAUUUAGAACUAAGAGUACCCUAAAAAAACAUGAGACAAUACAUGCUGGAAAAAAACCAUACAGUUGUAUAGUGUGUGGAAAAGAAUUUCGAUCAGUAGAUAACCUAAAACUACAUGAGAGAAUACAUACUGGAGAUAAACCUUACAGUUGUUCAAUUUGUGGUAAAGAAUUUAGAAGAAAGAGUGAGUUGAAAAGACAUCAAAGAAUACACUCUGGGGAGAAACCAUAUAGUUGUGUAGUGUGUGGAAAAGAAUUUAGAUCAAAGGGUUAUGUAAAACAACAUGAGAAAAUACACACUGGAGAAAAACCAUAUAGUUGUGUAGCAUGUGAAAAAGUUUUUCUGACAGUAGAUUACCUAAAAAUACAUCAAAGAAUACAUACUGGAGAGAAACCUUACAGUUGUGCAGUUUGUGGUAAACAAUUUAGAACAAGUAGUAAUUUAAACAAGCAUGAAAAAAUACAUACUGGGGAGAAACAUUAUAGUUGUACAGUUUGUGGAAAACACUAUACAACAAAUGAUGAAUUAAUAAUUCAUCAGAGUAUACAUACUGGGGACAGAUAUAACCAUUGUGACAUUUGUGGAAAACAAUUUAGAAGUAACUGUAACUUAAAAAUACAUCAAAAAAUACAUACAGGGGAGAAACCGUAUAUUUGUGUAAUGUGUGGAAAAGCAUUUCGAAUAAAGGGUAAGCUAAAAAAACAUGAGAUAAUACACACUGGAGAAACACCAUCAGUUGUGUAUGAUAGUUUUAAGACUAAAUCAGGGCUUUUGCAACAUAAGCGUCAUAGGCAUCCUUGUUCAAGGAAUGCUGAAUGCAUCCAUUCUCUGGGAGUCAGGACGCCGUUGCCACGCCCUCGCCAGGUAGUGUGGUCCGAGGAAAUAGUGUAUUUGGGCCAAAAGAGCAUUAAUAUUCUCUGUGCGGGACAUCUACCUGGUAAGACUUCCAAACAGGUCUCAGACAAGCACUGGGAUUUGCACAGGAUAUGGUCUUCUAAUAUACAUGGUACACCCACCACUCAGAAUCGUGGAGAUCCUGUUGAGCAGGUCGGGGAGUACGAGGAGUUGGACUGGGAAGGAAUGCAUCCUUUUCCCGACCCUGACUCUAAGUUCUGCUCGUACCUUGAUCAGCUGAGAGAUCAGAAGGGACUCACUGAACUGGUGAAGUGUCUGGCAAUGAGAGGUAACGUAUACCCUACCAAAGAGGCCCUCAGCAGAGGGAAUUCUGCCAAGUGUCAGGGUUGCACAUCAAUGAGGGAGACCCUAUGUCAUGUAAGUGGUCAAUGCCCGAAAUUGAAGUCCAUGAGAAUACGGCGUCACAACAAGAUCUGUGAGCACUUGAUCGCCGAGGCCAGCUUUAAAAGCUGGAAGGUUCUGGAAGAACCUACCUUGGUUACGGACAAUGGUGAACGUGGGCGAUCUGAUUUGAUCUUCCAUCGUGAUAAUAAAGCGGUGGUUGUUGACAUGACAGUUUGCUACGAACUUACGAACGACACAUUGAGAGAAACUUAUGCUUCUAAGGUUAAAAGGUACGAGUGUUUGGCUCCACAAAUAGAAUAUCUUACAGGGGUUACCUCCAUUGUCUUUCAAGGAUUUCCUAUGGGUGCCCAUGGUGCCUGGUUUCCUGAAAACACGGACGUGCUGGCCGACCUGGACAUCCAGUCCAAGUACUUUGAAGAGUUCUUGUUCUAUGUAAUCAUGGAAGUUUUAAAGAUGAAGGUUGAACCCUUUCCUGAUGAGAAGCAGGAUGAUUUGUUGGAUAUCAAAUUGAAAAAGGAAGAUGAAACUUUCAUAAUAACUAGUAUUCCAGGAAAAGCUGAGUCCUUGGAAGAAAGUUCUCUACAUACAAUUUUGAAGUUUGAUGUAACAAAAGAGGAGCAAGAAGAAAAGUGUGAUGGAGAAUCAGAGAAAAAUGAGAACAUAUCUGUUCAAGUGAAAAUGGAACAUCCUGGUGAUCUGCUACAAGAUGAAGUUAUUUCAAAGUUCAGUUACAGUGAUGAUGAGGAUCAGGGUAGUUCACACUAUAAUGUUAUGAAUGUGAAAACAGAAACUGAAUAUCAAAGAGAUUUUGAAUAUGAGCUAGAAAGAACAUCUGAUAUAAAGACCAGUGUGAACAUCUGUAGUGGAAGUCAGGUUCCCGGUUAUGUUAUAGAACAAGAUUACAUUACAGAAGACAUAAUAUCACCAAACAACAAUAUUAGUGGAGAAACAAGGUUAAGUGAAAAUAACCUAAAAACAUUUAAUAUACAUCAGAGUGAUGAUAAACUAUACAGUUGUGGAAAACCAUUUGAUAACCUAACACAACAAAAGAGGAUGCACUCUGGAGAGAAACCAUAUCAUUGUACAGUUUGUGGAAGACAUUUUAAUAGAAAUAGUCACUUAAAACGACAUCAAGGAAUACACACUGGGGAGAAACCUUACAGUUGUACAGUGUGUGGAAAACAUUUUGGUGCAAAUAGUUACUUAAAAAAACAUCAAAAAAUACAUAC
Molecule: messenger RNA, 4064 nt
Organism: Limulus polyphemus (Atlantic horseshoe crab)
Lineage: Eukaryota; Metazoa; Arthropoda; Merostomata; Xiphosura; Limulidae
Product: zinc finger protein 62-like
Exons: 10
Biological process (GO): regulation of transcription by RNA polymerase II
Molecular function (GO): RNA polymerase II cis-regulatory region sequence-specific DNA binding; DNA-binding transcription factor activity
Source: RefSeq, a predicted model, not a curated record